AUUAUAUCCGUAAUCAUCCUAUGUUCCCGUCGUCAUACAUCCGUAAUCCGUAGUCCGUACUGAUAUAGCUCUUUUAAAUCACUCACUCAGGAGCUAAAGGUACAACUCUAGCUAUUUUUAAAGAAAUGUCAGUCUGCCCAGCUUCAGCACGUAUCAUUAAGAAAUAUUAAAUACCUACUAACUAGAAAUACUGUGUAAAAUGUAAUAUUAAAAAUAUAUGCUCUUCCCCGUCUUAUCUUAGAAAAGUAGUAUAACUUCUUCUAGGCGUAAUAUUUCCUAAUUUUCAGUUAUCCCAAUGACUAAACUAAAUAAGGGAAGGUCAUCGUAAGUUUUGGUUCACGGCAUUUAUUGUUUCCCCGUAUAUUAAAGUGCAAUGUCUGAAAAGCUAGCCAGGAAUACAGUGCUGAAGAAACAUGAGGUUGCUAGGCCCGUACAUAUACAGCGGUUAGAGGCUGCACUGGAUAUACGCUCGUUCGUUAGUCAAGUAGAGAGGAUACUGAAUUCUGAUGAUCAAUCCGACAGCGACGACGAUUCUAAAUCUUUAAUUAAUGAAAUAUCCAGGAAUGACCGAAUUCUGCACGGUGUUGUCACAACGAAACAAGAACGACAAAGUGACCGACUUCGCCUCUACAAUUUCUCUUCCGUUGGAGAAGAAAGACAGUGGAUAAGAGAUGUUCUUCUCUCUUCUGAAUCCGAAACAAGUACAGAUGAUGAAACGACAGAGUCAAAAGAGCUUAGAUUAAAAAGAAUAUUGAAAGAAAGGAGAUACCAUAACAGAUAUGCUAGACGUUAUUAUAAAGAUCCUACAAACACCCGCUACAUGUACUAUGGGGCUGGUGUUUUGUCUACUGUGGAUCGGUACCCUGAACGCCGUGUCAGUCGACCCAUGCCUCAACUACCGGGAAGUAGAGGCCGUCGAGGUCGUCCAUCCGAGAGAGGGUCUACUAGGGGCUUUAGUAAAUCUAGAAGGGGAAGACUUCGAGAUGCACGGUGUAAUGAAAGUAAUGAUUUGCCUGACGGAGUUGAUUGGGAGGAACAGUUACGGCAUCUGAAGGAAGAGAAUGAUCCAGAUGAUUUUAGCAUAGCUAAUGAUAAACAGGGGGCCAGGGGGCGUAAAAAGUUAUCGACGUUGAAGAGUCCCGAAGCGCUAACAGCACGAAGGCGUCGACACUGGCUUUUGCUCGUAAAGAAGGAAUUGGGUAAAGUACAAAGAGCAAGAGCAGCCACUCAUAGAGAAGUUACACUUCAGAGGAAAAGAUUAGCUACUUUGUGUUGUAAGCAUUGGCGGCAUAUUGCUAUGCAGAGUCAGAAGAACAUGAAAGAGACCGUGUGGCGUUGCAAGCGGCUGAGUCGCGAGAUGCAGGCCUACUGGCGCAGGUACGACCGCGCCGAGCGAGAGACCAGGAGGCGGAUGGAAAAAGAAGCCGAAGAACAACGCAAGAUGGACGUAGAAUUGAUGGAAGCAAAGCGUCAACGUCGCAAAUUGAAUUUUUUGAUAACGCAAACCGAGCUGUACGCUCACUUCAUGCAGCGGAAGAUGAGUGCAGUGGAGGACAGCGACACCGGAGCCGAUCAUAUACUCAGGCAACUGGACGAAGACCGAGAUCCCAGGCUGGCUUCUAUAGAUUGUUACGACAGCGAAGAGAUGAAGGCGCGCGCGUCCCGCAACGCUCGCGAGGCGUUCCGCGCGGACCGCGCCCGCACCGAGCUGUUCGACGCGAGCGCGCGCGCCGCCGAGCCGCGCCGCCGCGCCAGCGACCACGACCAGCCGCACAUCUUUCGCGGGACGCUCAAGGGUUACCAGCUCAAGGGAAUGAACUGGCUGGCCAACUUGUACGAUCAGGGCAUCAGCGGCAUUUUAGCGGACGAGAUGGGCCUCGGCAAGACGGUGCAGUGCAUAGCGUUCCUGUGCCACGUGGCCGAGCGGCUGGGCGUGUGGGGCCCGUUCCUGGUCGUGUCUCCCGCCUCCACACUCCACAACUGGCAACAAGAGAUGCAGAGAUUCGUGCCAGAUUUUAAAGUAGUCCCGUACUGGGGAAGUCCAAGCGAACGGAAAAUCCUCCGUCAGUUCUGGGAGCGUAAGGACCUGCACACGCAAGCGGCCGCUUUCCACGUGGUCGUGACGUCAUACCAAAUAGUCGUCUCCGAUCUCAAGUAUUUGAAUCGCGUGUCCUGGCAGUACAUGAUACUGGACGAAGCCCAAGCCAUCAAAAGCUCCGCGAGUAUGCGAUGGAAGCUCUUACUUGGGUUCAGCUGCAGGAACAGAUUGUUAUUAUCCGGCACUCCGAUACAAAACAGUAUGGCCGAGCUAUGGGCUCUAUUGCAUUUCAUAAUGCCAACAUUAUUUGAUUCACAUGAAGAAUUUAAUGAAUGGUUCUCCAAAGACAUUGAAAGUCAUGCAGAAAAUAAAAGCACUAUAGAUGAAAAACAUCUAUCCAGACUGCACAUGAUUUUGAAACCGUUUAUGUUACGUCGAAUAAAGAAGGAUGUGGAGAAUGAAUUGUCUGACAAAAUAGAGAUCAUGGUCCACUGUCCUUUGACUAUAAGACAGAAAUUAUUGUACAUAGCUCUUAAGAAGAAAAUAAAGAUAGAAGAAUUAUUACAUUUCUCUGUGGGUGCUGAGUCCGGGCACAAUGUUGAUAAAAAUUUCACAUCGAAUCUGAUGAAUUUGGUUAUGCAGUUCAGGAAGGUUUGCAAUCACCCCGAGCUGUUCGAGCGGCGCGACGUGAGGUCUCCCUUCACGAUGCUCCUCGACGAUUACAACCUGCCGAAGCUCGUGGUCGAAGACUGCAUCCUGAUUCGUUCGACGUCCUCAAAACGCCAUCUCCUAUACAACCGGCUGUCGAUACUGACGCCGGGCCACGUGCAGAGCGGGGUCGGCGCCGGCAGCUGCUUCGGCUUCACGCGGCUCGUGGACGUGUCGCCGCGGGAGUUACACUUGCUGACGUCAUGCGGCUGGCUGCACGCCAUGCUACACAUCGAGCAAUGUCUAGAGAAAUACGAAAAACUCCGACACAGACAAGACUGGUGGUACAGCGAAAACAUUAGCGCCCAGACCACGUCCGAUUAUUAUAGAGUUAAUAGUAAAGAUAUGCUUUUGAUAUGUCCCGACGGAGAUGUGUUGAAGAAGAGAAAAGAGGACAGUUUGUUGUGGAAGGAGUUGCUGUUUACCGAUCCGCUGUGGGUCGAAGGUGGUCCAUUCUUCGCACACACGGAUGUCGUGUUGCAUUACGUACCGGAAACGGUCGAGCACAGGACGAUGCGUCUGAGGAACUUGAAAGAUAACGGGCAGUCAGAUAUGUUGAGUGAGAUAAAGACAGAAGACGGAGGGGUUGUGGCAGUAAAGACUGAGGAAAUACCAGAAUUCGAACACGUGGAACGGCCACCUGAAGUUUUCCCUGUUAUGGCAACACCGAUGCCCGCUUUCUUGUACGCUGCUCAACAGAAGGUCUGCGCGAGCACGCUGACUCCGUUCGCGUCGUCGCGCAGCUUCGCGUACUACAUGACGCGGCACCGGCACGCCGAGUGCAGGGCGGGGUGCGAGACGUUGGGGCGGCUGUGCGCGGCGAGCAGGCCGCCCUACGGAUGGGCGACUAUACAAGUACCCGAUAAGAACCAGUUGGUGAGCGACGCUGGAAAGCUGACGGUACUGGACUCGCUUCUGAAGAGGCUGAAGGAGCGCGGCCAUCGCGUUCUCAUCUACAGUCAAAUGACGAAGAUGAUUGAUUUGUUAGAGGAAUACAUGUGGCAUCGUAAACACAAGUACAUGCGGCUGGAUGGCUCCAGCAAGAUCUCCGCCAGACGAGACAUGGUUGCUGAUUUCCAGGCCCGGACGGAUAUAUUCGUGUUCCUUCUGUCCACUCGAGCCGGAGGUCUGGGCAUCAACUUGACGGCGGCCGAUACGGUUAUAUUCUACGAUUCGGACUGGAAUCCGACAGUUGAUCAGCAGGCCAUGGACCGGGCUCAUCGUUUGGGACAGACCAAACAGGUCACAGUCUACAGGCUGAUUUGUAAAGGAACCAUCGAGGAGAGAAUAAUGCAACGAGCCAGGGAGAAGAGUGAGAUCCAAAGAAUGGUGAUCAGCGGCGGCAAUUUCAAACCGGACACCUUGAAGCCCAAGGAAGUUGUGUCGCUGCUGUUGGACGACGAGGAAAUUGAACUCAAAUAUCGACAGAAGUCCGAAGAGAAGAAAAUGUUUGAAGAGAGAGAACGCAAGAGAAAGCUCGGAAUCCUGCCCAGUGCUAUUUCGUCGCCGCCGGUGGAAGUGAAACGGCCCAGGGAUUCCGCUUCGGAGCCCGGCAGCCCCCUGCAAGUCGACGACGAGAGCGACGGUCUGGUAGUGGACGUGCCCUCGCAGCCACCCACCCCCACCUCAUACUCGCCGUCGUUCCGCCCGUCGUGGUCGGGCAGCCGCGGGAGUCGCGGUUCGCGGCGCGGCCGCCCGCGCGGCUCCCGACACUGCGCGUCGCGCCGCCCGCGGCCCGCGCCCGACAACAACGCGCUCGCCGCAGGAGCAGCGUUGUUGGAGUCCGAUGCGCCCCUCGAGCCCGAGGUACCGGCGCCGGUCGAACCAAGCCGGGGUCGACGCGGACCUGGUCGGCCCCGGCUGCGCAGUGCGGCGCCGCGCGGCCCCUCCCGCCGCCCGCGCCGCCCCCGCGAGCCCCUGCUGGUGCCGCUCGCGCCGCCACCCUGACCGGAGCGUCCGGUGUCGGAUGAGGGUUCGCUCACUUCCGGCUCCUGUCCAAACGCGGCCGCCCUCCCCGGCGACAGCUUAAUGAAAUGAUGUGCUCAUAAAUUAUAACUUAACAUAUCCUGACUUGUUGUAUUAUUGGUAUUGUGAUCAGAACGGUAGGUUAGUAAUGAUGCGAGAGAUUUGCAACAUGCGUAAUGUACUUGAUACCAAAACUUCGCUAUGAACUUUGUUUUUGAGUUGAAUAUUUUAUUAAAUAAUACGUGAAGCAAAAACUUUGUAUCCCUUUUUACGAAAAUUGCGCGGACGGAGGAGUAUGAAAUUUUCCACACUUAUAAAGAAUAUAGAGAAGAAGUGCACAAUGCUAAUAUUUUUUUAAAAUAAUGCAUAAAAGAUACAUUAAAUUAAUAAAGAAAACAUUACACACACUACAUACCAUGUGUUUGACGCACACGCAUGCAUACUAUUUAUUGUCAAACUUUUGUUCUUGACGUCUGUUGUCAGAUUGAGAUUAAAUAUUGUUUGCCUUUGUUAAUAUUUUUUAUAGUGUAGUCUUGGCGAAAUUUGUGAUUAUAGAAGUAUAAAAUACAAUCAUAAUAGUGUACAAACUUACAAUUCCAAUCAAUUAUAGUCGAACUUCGACUACUGCGGGACCUCUAGUUUUAUUAAAUUUAUGUUAUGUAGUUAGAGGUCAUAGAUGUCACAAUGCAGCCACUUGAUCUGAGAGAUGUGAACUCGAAUUUUCACUUACACGAGUGAAAUUGCUUGAUUGAAAAUCAAUAUAUUAAGUAAAUUGUGUUAUUAAAAAAAUUCUAGUUAAUAUAGACUAAUUUAAAAAUGUAAUUUCAAUAUUUUUUUUAAAAGCUCACCUUGGUUAUUUUUUAAUAAUUAAUUGAAAGCGUCAUUGCUUUUCGACGUAGUGACGUCAUCAAUGGCAUAAAAAAGUGGUAGCCAUUGCCUAUAUCACCCGUUCUUUCUCUGUAAAAAAUAUCUCUGAAAACAUGUUUGGAUUGUUAUAGACCGCAUAAUAUAGUCUUAAAAAUAUUUAAGUCAUGACUGCCUUCAUGUUUCGAGUCGAAAUGAGAAAAUUGUUUUGAGGUUACUUACUAUCAGGAGUAAAACAAAAACUAUUUUUUUUUAAGAGAUUUUAUGACCUGGUAACUGAGACCUUUAAGUCAUGUCUUAUUUUAAUUUAUAUUAUUCAUAUUUUUAUGAAAAAUGAUAUUAUGGAGUGAAAUGAAAUGAAGAUGAUUAAUUUGAGACACUAAUCAACUGGGAUUAAAUUAAAUGAAAGGAAUUGAGAUAUUAUGGGAUGAAAUAUUAUAAUCUCACUAAAAUGGUGGUCAUUUACUAAGAUUUUUUCAGUGGACUUUUUGGAGGAUCCCGAGAAGUUACGUCCAGCGGCUUUGUUUCGUUUUCCCACAUUUGUGCACUUUCACAGAUAUUAAACAGUUAAUAAACCACCAUUAUUACACAUUUAAACUCGAAGAAACACUAAAUAAACAAAAUAAAACAAAUCACACAACUUCACUCCUUGCGUUCCCGCCAAAAAGUCAUCAAACAAAAACUCACAUAAGCGUCGUACACAGAUUAUACAAAAAUAUAGGUUAAUAAAGUAUCUGUUUGAAUAAAGAAUAAUAAAGUCGAUGAUGACGUCAUUUGAGAAGAAAGUCAAACAUAUUUGAUUAAGAAUAUUUGUAAUUAGCCUUCUGACAAGGUAGACCGACGACCUAUUGAGGUUUGAGAGAAUCCGCUCAAUCCAAGCAGCGCAGGACGGGUCCUUGUGGCAAGGUUUGGAAGACCCCUAUGUCCGGCAUGGGACAUCUCAGGGCUAAAAGAUAGAUAGAUAGAUUGGGAAUUAAAUAACUUUCUUCAUUAAAAUGGAAAUGGUUUUAUUAUGAAAAAAAAUAUAUAUUCCCAUAAGCAAAUGUCAGUAGUCAAUAAUCUUUAUAUACCUAGUUAAUGUGAUCGUAAUCAAAAUUGUAAAGGAUUGCUAGGGCUCGUUUAGCAAUCUCCUCAGGUUUGAGCCCCGUGAGCUCACCUACUAGUUAAGGUUACGCUGAAAUAGCCUCUCAAGGCUCUCAGAUUAGGUAGAAAAAGAAAAUGUGAAAGAGACGGUAAGAGAAUCAAACAGCGCGAGUAGAUACAACAUAAUUUCUUUACCGAGUUAACUUGAGCAUUGAGUCGUAGCCUUCAGCAUCAAGGUGAUGGAGGGAAGGGAAGGGGGAGGAGGAAAGUGGGAAACAGGAGAUUUCUUCUUGAGGAAAAUUGAACGAGGGAAAUACACUGACUACUAUACCAGAGGACGUUUGGCUACGAAAUCUGGAAACGCCACUUCUUAUGGUCGACUAUUUUCGCCUUAGAUUUAAUAUUGGGGUCAGAAUAAGUUUAAAAUUACAUUACAUUACGUGGGCAUGCAUGUGUUAAAGAAAUUCAUGUCUAAAAUUUGCGAUAGCCGAAGAAAAAUAAACCACAAUAACUUUAGAAUAUAUAUUUUUUUGUAUUCGUAUAACAAAACGAAUCAACGAAGAUUGAAGUUUUACGUGUAAAAAAAUAUUUAUGUAAAUAAUAUAGUAAUUAGAUUAUUUACGGCAAAUAUGUGUAAUAUGUAUUAAUAAAAUGGCCGUGUUGAAAUUG
Messenger RNA from Bombyx mori (domestic silkworm), 7327 nucleotides. RefSeq names its product chromatin-remodeling ATPase INO80 (gene Ino80). Gene Ontology annotation, cellular component: Ino80 complex. The transcript has 28 exons. Gene Ontology annotation, molecular function: histone binding; ATP binding; ATP-dependent chromatin remodeler activity. Gene Ontology annotation, biological process: DNA repair; chromatin remodeling. Lineage: Eukaryota; Metazoa; Arthropoda; Insecta; Lepidoptera; Bombycidae. Bases 374 to 4693 code for a protein of 1439 amino acids. The record is from RefSeq and is a predicted model, not a curated record.